This is a messenger RNA of Chelmon rostratus (copperband butterflyfish), 2112 nucleotides long. RefSeq names its product succinate dehydrogenase complex, subunit D, integral membrane protein b (gene sdhdb). Gene Ontology annotation, molecular function: heme binding; ubiquinone binding. Gene Ontology annotation, cellular component: mitochondrial envelope; membrane. The record is from RefSeq and is a predicted model, not a curated record. Lineage: Eukaryota; Metazoa; Chordata; Actinopteri; Chaetodontiformes; Chaetodontidae. Bases 1 to 531 code for a protein of 176 amino acids. The transcript is spliced from 4 exons. Gene Ontology annotation, biological process: mitochondrial electron transport, succinate to ubiquinone; tricarboxylic acid cycle.
AUGACUCAACAACUACAUCCGGGUAACUCUGGUGACCUUGGUUGGUUGAUCAUCAUGGCGGCUAUCGUCAGGUUGAGUUCUGUGUGUCGCAGAGGAGUCAAACCUCUGUUCUACCAAGGCACUUUGCUGGCCAGGCCGCUGGUUGUGCCACACAAGUACCAGGAGCAGCCCUACAUGCUGACAGCAAGGAUUCAUGCCUCACAGGCUCUGAACGCUGGCUCCGGCUCCAAAGCCGCCUCUCUGCACUGGACAGCAGAGCGAGUCCUGAGCGUCCUGCUGCUGGCCAUGGGACCCGUCGCCUAUUUUAACCCCAGUCCUGUCGUCGACUACUCCCUGGCUGCCGCCCUGACCCUGCACGGACACUGGGGUAUCGGGCAGGUGUUAACAGACUACGUUCACGGUGACGCAAAGAUCAAGAUGGCCAACGCAGGUCUCUUCCUCCUGUCCACGGUCACUUUCGCCGGCCUUUGCUACUUCAACUACAACGACGUGGGCAUCUGCAAAGCCAUUGCCCUGCUCUGGAGCAAAUGAAUAGAACUGGACUGGAAAUCUUAGGAGGACCUAGACACUGGGACGGGAGCAAUCCUGUCCUUGCUGAUUGUAAAAAGUCAAGGUGUUCUGUGUAAAUUCUUAUAAAUAUAUCAUUUUGACAAUAUUACAGUGAUUCACAAGUGUGUAAUUGUAAUUAACGUCAAUCAAUUCAGGCUCGUCUCGGUGUUAAGUUCUUGCUCGGUUCAGUUACAAUAAUGAUUUUGCAGCUGACGUCCAUAUUCUUUGAAUAUGUGAGAGAUUCAAUGUGGACUUUAUUUAAAAUACGUUCCUCUAUAGAUUUUGAUCCUAAGCAACGUGUCCAGCUAUUAAAAUGUCACCAUCAGUUCUACAAAUAAGAUCCAGUUUGUUCCUGUUAUGUUUCCUGGGGACUCAAGUCUGACAGGAUACUGCUGUGUGACAUCUUAUUUAUUUUUUUCCAUGUUCAGGUCGUUUUUGUGGCAGAUUUCUUAAACAUGUUUCGUUUUUGCUCUUAAACCCAUCAGGAAUAACAGUGCAGCACUACAGAUUGAAGCAGUGUUUGUAUGAGAGUUAACAUCAGCCUCCACACAAAUCCCUGCGUACAGAUCCUUCACACGGUCCACUGCAUGUGUCUUUUGUUACCACGGCCUCGUCGUGUCACUCAGCUCCAGUGCGCUCCUGUGUCUUGACUGACAGGAGCAAAUGCUGUAAGCAACAUAAAGUCAGAGGUUGCAUUGUGAAACGGUCAAGUGUGCAGGACUGUUUGUGCAGAGAGCAGCGGAGGCGUGUUUAAUCCAGGGAGAGAUCUGCUCUGCUGCUCCAUUCAAGGUUCAUGAAAGGUAAAGGAGGCUAGAUCUGAAGUGCAUCACAAAUUCAAGCCAUCCAGCAAUACUCUACCUGUGCGUCGGCACAAUGGCUAAUGAAGUCUAGCAGCGUACAAACUUGUCAUUUAACAGUGUCAAAAUCCACAGCAGGGUCUGAAGUGAACAGCUGCAAGAUGCCGUCCUCUGCCGAUAAAAAUCACUCCCACACAAGACAGUGACAGUGACGUGAAUACCUCUGCUGCAGAGUCAUGUUGUACUUUAUGUGUGAAUCAUAAACUCAUUCCACUGUGUCCGUGAGCAAACUGCAAAUUCAAAAAAAAAAUAUUCACAAAAAUAAAAUAUUAAAAAUGUGCAUUUAUUUUGUUAAUUUUUUUUUUUCAGUUUUUCUUCAGUUUACAACCUCUUGACAAAUAGGCCAAAACUUAAUUUCAGGCACUGUUCCUCAAUCAUUGUAAGGCUGUAUAAGAUUCAACAUGACUGAUUGGUUGACGUCAUCGUGUAAUCUUGGAAUAUUUCGUCACAGCGUAUAAUUGGUAUACACGCGUGCAGCUCCUUGCAUGCAGCUGUUAACACCAGCAUUUUUCUGUGUGCUGCUGGAGUGAACGUGCCAGGUUGAGUUCAUCACUGUGAAAAUCGCUUUGAGUCUGUUGAUGAGAGCUUACAAGUUUCUGAAUAUCUGUUCAAGUAAUGUCAUUUCACAUUAAACACACGACAUGAAAUGUGGCUAGAAAACUGCACUGUUCCUGCCUCAACAGAAUAAAGUUGUCUUUACAGAUGU